Molecule: messenger RNA, 3676 nt
Organism: Strongylocentrotus purpuratus (purple sea urchin)
Lineage: Eukaryota; Metazoa; Echinodermata; Echinoidea; Camarodonta; Strongylocentrotidae
Gene: ndufs1
Product: NADH-ubiquinone oxidoreductase 75 kDa subunit, mitochondrial
Exons: 18
Coding region: 235-2421 (728 amino acids)
Biological process (GO): ATP synthesis coupled electron transport
Cellular component (GO): membrane
Molecular function (GO): iron-sulfur cluster binding; NADH dehydrogenase (ubiquinone) activity
Source: RefSeq, a predicted model, not a curated record
UUCGUUUAAUUCAACCAUUACGUGUGUAGGCAGUGCGGGUUGUGUAACUCCAUUGCCCCGCGACAAAACGGCCGAUUUAUUACCAGAAGACUCAAGGUUCGAGCCCAUUUCUACUUUAGCGUCGAAACAGUUUGAUCCGAGGGACCGGAGGGUAUAAUUUUUCAUCACUCUUAGGCAACAGUGGUUUUAGUAGAGGUUUAUAUUCGUGUUGAUUUGUCGUCUCCUCCAGUCACCAUGUUGAGGGCACCAGCUUCCAGGGCGUGGUCGGCAACCAGGGCGUUGCUGAAGCCCACGUCCUCCUCCCGUAUGGUCUCCACCUCCUCCCCUGCUUUGGAGAAGAUCAAGGUCUUUGUGGACGAUCAGAGCGUCAUGGUAGAGCCAGGAACUACAGUCCUUCAGGCUUGUGCUGAGGUUGGAGUCGAGAUCCCUAGGUUCUGCUACCACGAGAGGUUAUCCGUUGCGGGGAACUGUCGCAUGUGUCUUGUAGAGGUGGAGAAAUCAGCCAAGCCUGUUGCUGCCUGUGCAAUGCCAGUCAUGAAGGGAUGGCGUAUCAAGACAGACUCGGAACUUACGAGGAAAGCCAGGGAAGGAGUGAUGGAGUUUCUCCUGGUCAAUCAUCCCCUGGACUGCCCCAUCUGUGAUCAGGGAGGAGAGUGUGAUCUCCAGGACCAGUCCAUGGCUUUUGGGAGUGACAGGAGUCGCUUUGUAGACAACCAAUUCACAGGGAAGAGGGCAGUGGAAGAUAAGAAUGUUGGACCACUCAUCAAGACCAUUAUGACACGCUGUAUUCAUUGCACAAGAUGUAUCAGAUUUGCCAGUGAAGUAGCAGGAGUAGAUGACUUAGGUACAACAGGCAGGGGAGGUGACAUGCAGGUUGGAACUUACAUUGAGAAAAUGUUUGCAUCAGAGCUCUCUGGAAACGUCAUAGAUUUGUGUCCUGUGGGGGCGCUAACAUCCAAGCCCUAUGCCUUCACCGCACGCUCCUGGGAGACGCGUAAGAUCGAGUCAGUUGAUGUAUUGGAUGCAGUAGGUAGCAACAUCGUCGUCAACACCAGAGCAGGAGAGGUCAUGAGGAUUCUACCUAGAAUGAAUGAGGAAAUCAAUGAAGAAUGGCUGUCUGAUAAGAGUCGCUUUGCCUACGAUGGUCUGAAGAGGCAGAGAUUGACCGUCCCAUUGGUGAAGAAUGAAGAAGGCAACCUCGCACCCACAGACUGGGAGGAAGCACUUACCAGAGUUGCUGCUCAGAUCUCAGAAGUUGAAGGAAAUCAAAUUGCAGCCAUUGCUGGUGGUCUAGUAGAUGCAGAGUCAUUGGUAUCACUGAAAGAUCUACUGAAUGGACUCGGCUCCGAAGGACUAUGCACAGAAGAAAAUUUCCCAAUGGACGCUGCAGGAACGGAUCUGCGUUCAAACUACCUGCUGAACACAAGCAUUGCAGGAGUAGAGGAAGCAGACCUGAUCCUGCUCGUGGGAACCAACCCCCGGUACGAGGCGCCUCUCUUCAACGCUCGCAUCCGCAAGAGCUGGGUUCAUAACGACCUCCAGGUGGCCUCCAUCGGCCAACAGGUUGAUCUUACUUACGACUAUGAGCAUAUUGGGGACUCCACAGCGGUCCUGAAGCAGCUUGCCGACGGCUCACACCCCUUCUCCAAGACUCUCAAGGCCGCCAAGAACCCCAUGAUCGUCGUGGGUAGCGGAGCCUUCCAGCGAGCUGAUGGUGCUGCCAUCCAUGCCUCCUUGACAUCCCUCGCCCAGGCCGUCAGGGCCAGCAGUCAGGCGCCACAGGAGUGGAGGGUGCUGAACGUCCUGCAGAGGGUUGCAAGUCAAGUAGCUGCAUUAGACAUUGGCUACAAGGCUGGCGUAGACCACAUCCGAGAGUCCAAGCCCAAGGUCCUCUUCCUUCUGGGAGCCGACGAGGGAACCAUCACGAGGGACGAUCUGCCUCAGGAUUGCUUCAUCGUCUACCAAGGUCAUCAUGGCGAUGCAGGAGCUUCCAUGGCUGAUGUAGUGUUACCGGGAGCUGCAUACACAGAGAAAACUGCCACAUACGUCAAUACAGAGGGACGUGCCCAACAAACAAGACUGGCCGUGUCUCCACCAGGAUUCGCUCGCGAGGACUGGAUGAUCAUCAGAGCUCUCUCAGAGGUCACAGGAAACCAGCUUGGCUAUGAUGAUAUCGAUGGAGUAAGGCAGAGGUUAGCUGACGUCUCACCAAACCUCGUACGCUAUGGAGACCUGGAGGAGGCUAACUUCUUUGAACAGUCCAGUAUCCUGGGCAAGACUGUGAGCACCAAACUAUCCGAGCAGGCACUGCAAGUGAAGCAGACCACCCUAGAUAAGUUCUACAUGACAGACUCCAUCAGCAGGGCUUCCCAGACGAUGGCCAAGUGUGUGCAGGCCGCGGCACAUGCGCAGCAGAAAUAAAUAGCGCCCUCAUCGGAGAAACUGUGAUAUUUAUAAUGCAACAUGUAUGUACAGAGAAGUUGUUAUUGAAUGGAUGUUUUUACGAAGAUGGAGUAAGGAGCAGAGCCCAAUCUAUGUCCAUGACUGGUUGUUUGUGUUCAAGGAGUUGCUUGUAACACUUUGGGGAAGAACCACAACAUUUUAGCAUGCAAGAAACUUUCACAAAUGUGCUUUUGGUCCAGAUUGCAGAAGUUUAAUUGAGCACAACAAUGGAAAUGGAUGCAAAUUUGCAUUUCUGAAAAAAAUUGCAUGUUUCCAAAAGUGUCAGAUUUUCACGGUAUUAUGGACAUACUAAUGAUUUAGGUCCAAAUGUGAUGCCAAUAAGGACUUUUUUCCAUUGAAAUCAUGAGAAACUGGCGAGUCUCUGCUAGUUCAAUCAUUUAUAUUCUUGAAACCCUUCAAGGCUUCUUGUUGCUAGCCCUCAAUAGUUGUUUUUCAUAAUCUGUAGAAGAUCAAACCAACAUAAUUAACCAUUAUUCUGUAGAGGGGGAUAAAAAAUAACUAACGAACUACAGUACAGAUUUAAUUUCUUGCAAGUAGUCACUUUGUGUGAUUAAUGAAUGAGAAUAUCUCUUCAGAAGUCGGGCUCAAUUUCUGACAAACAAGGAAUGUAUCUUACACGCAUGAAUUGUGAUAUAUUUAUUGUUGAUGUUGUUAGACAAUGUUCAUAAUAACUAUGAUGAAAGUAUCGAUUAUAUAGGGGCAUUAACAACAAAAUGUACCAUAGCACUUACAAAAACCCAGAAUGUGAAGAGAAACCUAGAACUCAUAAAAUAGGUAAAACAUAUUACAUGUGUAAUUACAGAAGGAGGAAGAGAUCUCAUGCAAACACAUCAUUAAAUAUUAUUGGCAAGGAUUGAGAGAUUGCAUUUCAUCAAAAUUUAUUGAAUUCAUUGAUUCAUUUUUACAAAUCUUUUCUCCAUGAUCUUGAACUUUUAAUCAAAUUACAUAUUAGUCAGGGAUUGUUCGAAACUUGUGUAAAUACAGAGUUAAUUGUACAAAACAAAAGUCUUGAAACUUUGCAGUGAGCUGCUACGUCAUUUCAGUCUCUGUGAUGUCAUAGAAAAUAAACAAAUGUUCAUCAUUAUGAUGAAGUUACAAAAAAAAACAAUGAAUUGGAUUGUCUGAGAGGAUAUUAUUCCCAUUUUGUCCAUCCGUAAAGAGAUAUAUUGGAUUGUGGCACUGAAUGUAAUAAAAGUUUCUUGAUGAAAACUGA